Molecule: messenger RNA, 2307 nt
Organism: Lasiosphaeria miniovina
Lineage: Eukaryota; Fungi; Ascomycota; Sordariomycetes; Sordariales; Lasiosphaeriaceae
Product: kinase-like domain-containing protein
Exons: 4
Coding region: 1-2307 (768 amino acids)
Biological process (GO): peptidyl-serine phosphorylation; peptidyl-threonine phosphorylation
Molecular function (GO): protein serine/threonine kinase activity; ATP binding
Source: RefSeq, a predicted model, not a curated record
AUGGCAUCACCGGGCGUCAGCUCGGAUGAAGGGGAAAUAAUUGAGGCAACUCCCCUGCCUCGCUCUGAGGAAAACGGUGAAGUUGACCGAACCGGCAGACAUCGACCUAUUCAAUCACCUUUCCCCGACGAUGAUGGUCGAUCGAGACAACAACGAAGCCAGUCGCCCCGCGGCUGGAAGAGAUCUCGGGAUGACCGCGACGGACGUGACACACGCCAAUUCCGCGUUCAUUACGAGGAAGGCUCACGCGAGAAGCGUCGUCACGGCCGCGAUCUAGACCGCCCCUCGUCUCGCGGGUCAUUUGUUCACCACGACGAAAGGGCGAACUAUUACUCUGGAGGCAGGGCUCUUCUUCCUCCACGCGCUCCUGCCAGUCGCCAGGACGGCCGUCAUCGCGACCGCGGCUAUGCCCGAAAUCCCGACGACUUUCCUGACCAACAAACCCGAAUCCGCAGUCGGUCGCCGCGAGGUCAUCGUGAUGGACAGAAACGAGAGCGCGGUGGCUUGGCCGAGUCUUACAAGUAUAGUGCCCAAGUUGACAGAGGUUCACAGCAUGACCCAAGGUCCAAGCGGGCUAUUCCGGUGGAGGGCUCUCCCAAGCAAGAUACUAAAUCUCGUCAAGGUGCUACGGUUGAACGAGGCAUCGAUGGGCUCGCCAUUUCGCAAUCUAGUGCGACUACGUCACAACACCCACAGGGAGAUUCUGAGCCUGAUCUAGACUGGGAUGAAUCUACUACGGUAGAUCAGGAGGCUGCUGUCGAGGCCGAAAUUCAGCGCCGGAGGCUCGCUAGAGAAGCUGCGUACAAGCGGGGCGUUGGCGCUGUAACUCCAACCAUCCAAGCCUUGCAGGCAAGAGAAACGCUUGCAUCGCCUACGCCAGAUUCGACACGCCAGAACACUCCAGGUCUUCUCAAAACUGAAGUCAAUACUCCGCUGUCAACUGGCCGCUCGCCCGUUGACUUUUCUCUAGCCGGGCAACAAGACGCCAUGUCCCCAAGCCUUCUUAAUUUCGUCGAUGACCAAGAUCUUGUCAAGGCUCAUGGCAACACCAAGAACGAUGAUCAAGACGGACCUUCAGCUGCUGAUUAUGAUCCAACCGUUGACAUGGAAGAGGAUGAACGUCGUGAUGAGAUGCGCCAUGGGAAUGUGGGGCUCCACGGAGAAACACGUCUUUCUCCGCCGCCAGAAAACUUUGUCACUGUUGCGGAAGAGGACGAUAACAACGACGACUUCGAUAUGUUUGCCGAAGAUUUUGACGAAAAGAAGUUUGCCCCGGCACCCCUCUCUAAUGCCGCCCUGGCUCAGGAAUCCUCGGCGCUGCAGCCCAACGCCGGCGGCGGCGGGAUCUUGGAGGGUGACGACAAACUGGGCUAUUACAAGAUCAGGCCUGGUGAGAUCUUGGAUGGUCGCUAUCAAAUCUCCACAACCCUUGGCCGUGGCAUGUUUUCGGGGGUGGCUCGUGCUACUGACCUCACAUCAAACAAAGCUGUUGCCAUAAAGAUCAUGCGCAAAAACGAUGCAUUACGAAAGGGCGGCUUUACUGAAAUAGCCAUCCUUCAAAAACUGAAUGCUGCCGACCCCGGAGACAAGGGCCACAUUGUCAAGUUUGAAAGGUCAUUCGAGUAUAGGGGCCAUUUGUGCAUGGCGUUUGAGAACUUGAGUCUCAAUCUGCGCGAGGUUCUCAAGAAAUUUGGGAACAAUAUUGGCAUUAGCUUGGUGGCAACCCGGGCCUUUGCCAGGCAGAUUUUCAUUGCGCUUGUCCAUAUGCGUAAAUGCAGCAUUAUCCACGCCGAUCUCAAGCCUGACAACAUCUUGGUGAACGAGACGCGAAACUGGCUCAAGAUUUGCGAUUUGGGCACGGCCAUUGAUCGGUCCGAUGCUGCAACGGCGUCCACUGAAAUCACGCCGUACCUCGUGAGUCGGUUUUACCGUGCUCCAGAAAUCAUUUUGGGCAUGCCGUAUGACUACGCAGUUGAUGUGUGGUCUAUUGGCUGCACGCUAUUCGAGCUCUACACCGGCAAAAUCCUCUUCACCGGCGACAGUAAUAACCAGAUGUUGAGGAACAUCAUGGAGAUCCGAGGCAAGUUGAGCCCAAAGCUGUAUCGACGCGGCCAGCUUGCCCAUCUGCACUUCGACGACGUUGGCAAUUUUCUGAGCGUGGAACGGGACAAGAUUCAGGGAAAGGUGAGGCAUUCUCCUCCUGGUUCAUGGUUGCCAAGGGCAGAGCCGUUUGCGAAUCUAUCCAAUCACCGGUGGUCUAAUAAUAUCCGAUCGGCCUGGUCCGGGUGGUGGUUGGUAAUAUCUUGA